Aspergillus melleus is the source of this 732-nucleotide messenger RNA. RefSeq lists its product as uncharacterized. The transcript has a single exon. Bases 1 to 732 code for a protein of 243 amino acids. The record is from RefSeq and is a predicted model, not a curated record. Lineage: Eukaryota; Fungi; Ascomycota; Eurotiomycetes; Eurotiales; Aspergillaceae.
AUGCAUUCCUCUCCAGCCAACAAAUCAAAGAGCAACGAGUCUCCGAUGAGAGGAAAGACUCCAGCUCCGGAGUUUCCUUCUUCUGUUUCCCCUAAGAAACUUCAUGCUGUGAAGCGUCAUGCUGAAAAACGCACCACUGCAAUGGUCCCUGCUACUGUGUCUCCUACUGCGACCACUCCUGUUGCGAAGACCCCUACUGCGGCUUCUCCUGUAAAGCGCACCGCUCAGGAAGCAGACAUCGUCGUGCUUGACGGUCCAGCUCCGAAAGUUCGUGGCGUGGAGUCCGACACUACACAGGGGAAUAUCAGCACCGUUGCGUCCUCGAAAGGGGGUAUGAGUGACAUGUUCAACGGCAUAGAGGCCCAGCUGAGGGCCUGUCGUGAGGAAUCAACCCAGGAACUCAGCCGAGUGACUCUGAAGAACGUGGAGCUUGAGAACGAGGUGAAACGACUCAAAGCCAAGCUGGAGACGCAGGACAAGCAACUGGCCGAGCUGAGGAAGACCAGAGACGAGUACCAUGACCUCCAAGAUAACCAGCUCGACGCAAGCAGGGUCCGCCUCGGGGCAUACGACAAUUGGAAAUUUGUUCAGGAAUUGGCUUCUGAGCUUCGCGAGAACAUGAAGGAUUUUGUAAAGGAUGUGGAUGACAUUCAGCGUUUGGCCCGGGAUGAAAUGAACGAGUCCAAGCCUGCUCAAACCCCACGCUCCAAGCGUCAGAAAAAAUCAGAGUAG